Messenger RNA from Acanthocheilonema viteae, 453 nucleotides. NCBI's taxonomy places the organism in Eukaryota, Metazoa, Nematoda, Chromadorea, Rhabditida, Onchocercidae. The record is from the annotation of a GenBank genome assembly.
AUGUUAGGGAUAUUAUUUUGUAAUUUUGUAUUUCUUCUUCUGGCGGAGGCUGAGGUAGCAGCCCUGAAUCGUCGUAUGACACUUCUGGAAGAGGAAUUGGAACGUGCGGAAGAACGUUUGAAGAUUGCAACGGAUAAAUUGGAAGAAGCAACUCAUACAGCUGAUGAAUCCGAACGUGCUCGUAAAUCAAUGGAAACACGAUCACAACAGGAUGAGGAACGCGCAAAUGUUUUAGAAAUACAAGUUGAUGAAGCAAAAAUAAUUGCUGAUGAAGCAGAUCGAAAAUAUGAAGAGGUGAUUCAUUUCAUUGCACGUAAAGCAUUGGAAAAUCGUAUCGACGUGGAUCACGAUCGAUGCGGUGAAUUGGAGCAUAAAUUACGGGAAACGCAAGCAUUAUUGGCUGAAACGGAAAAUAAAUCAGACGAGGUUGUGCUGUUACCUCUUUCUUAUUGA